GCUGUGAGAGCACCUGGAGGCCUCUAGGCAAGCGAGUGGUCAUCCAAAAGGACUUCUUUUUCCCUAAUCAAAAGUCAGUAUGGGGGCCGGGGCGAGCGCCGAGGAAAAACACUCCAGGGAGCUUGAGAAAAAGCUGAAAGAGGACGCAGACAAAGAUGCCAGGACCGUCAAACUUCUGCUGCUAGGUGCUGGUGAGUCGGGGAAAAGCACAAUUGUCAAACAGAUGAAAAUUAUUCACAAAGAUGGUUACUCCCUUGAAGAGUGCUUGGAGUUCAUUGUCAUCAUCUACAGCAACACCAUGCAGUCCAUUCUGGCCGUUGUGAGGGCCAUGACCACACUCAACAUUGGCUAUGGAGACGCUGCCGCACAGGAUGAUGCAAGGAAGCUGAUGCAUUUAGCAGAUACUAUUGAAGAGGGCACCAUGCCAAAAGAGCUGUCGGACAUUAUCCUGAGGUUGUGGAAGGAUUCAGGCAUCCAGGCGUGCUUCGACAGAGCCUCAGAAUACCAGCUCAACGACUCUGCUGGAUAUUAUCUAAAUGACCUGGAGAGGUUGAUCCAGCCCGGCUAUGUCCCUACUGAACAGGACGUCCUGCGUUCAAGAGUGAAGACCACAGGUAUCAUCGAGACCCAGUUCUCUUUCAAAGACCUCAACUUCAGGAUGUUUGAUGUGGGUGGUCAGCGCUCAGAGAGGAAGAAGUGGAUUCACUGCUUUGAAGGUGUGACCUGUAUCAUCUUCAUCGCUGCUCUGAGUGCAUACGACAUGGUGCUGGUGGAGGAUGAUGAAGUGAACCGAAUGCAUGAGAGUCUUCACCUGUUCAACAGUAUCUGCAACCACCGUUACUUCGCCACCACAUCUAUUGUGCUUUUCCUGAACAAGAAGGAUGUGUUCGUGGAGAAGAUCAAGAAAGCACAUCUGAGCAUGUGCUUCCCUGAAUAUGACGGUCCCAACACCUUCGAAGAUGCUGGCAACUACAUCAAGGUGCAGUUCUUAGAUCUGAACCUGCGACGAGAUAUCAAAGAAAUCUACUCCCACAUGACCUGCGCCACAGACACAGAGAACGUCAAGUUUGUGUUCGAUGCCGUAACAGACAUCAUCAUCAAGGAGAAUCUCAAAGACUGCGGUCUCUUCUAAACAACACACUUUUUACAAGAGAUUGGCUGAAUCAACAAAACCCAAUGCUUUGCUCCUUGUAGCUCGUUUCCUCCCUGGGUAACAUACAGUUUCAUGAGGGAAUUGAUUACACGUGGAAGAAGAAAUUCUAUUACUGCUGUUGGGAUCUACAUUUGACUGCAUGUAAUUUAACACCAGAGCCAUCACAAAUUAUACACAAGAACACAUGCAGCAUCACCCUGUUUGAAAGAACUGGCUCUGAAGCGAGAAGUUUAUAAGCUGUGUUUUGGAUCUGUUAGUAUUUCGCAGUGAUCUGUCCUGUAGAUUUGCAACUACACUACAUGCAGCUGCAAACCAAAUGACUAACCAAAUGAAUCACCUGCAUAUGCACUUCAGCAGAAGUACUUUAAGAAGAUUAUAUCAGUUAUACAUUAUAGCAGUGACUAACUGUGCAAAGUUCAUGUUUUCAAGCCGAUUAAGAAAAGACUUUACUGGCAUACACUUCUGUUAUUUUACAGAGGAGUUAUGUCAUGUAAUGUCCUGUGAUUGUCUAUGUGAGGUGGAUGACUGAUGAGAAGAUAGCAUGUAAUAAUAUUUGCUUAGAUCAGGAGCACAGUUAGCAAGCUGAGAGACAAUGAACACAAUGUUUGAGUGCAUUGAUUAAACUACAACAUCAAACACUGAUUAAAAAUGCCUAAUUGACUGCAAAACCAUGAACAAUCAUGUACAUGUAAAUUAAAACAAUAAAGCUUAUGUAGAAAAGACUGAACCU
Danio rerio (zebrafish) is the source of this 1883-nucleotide messenger RNA. It is a transcript of the gene gnat1, whose product is annotated as guanine nucleotide binding protein (G protein), alpha transducing activity polypeptide 1. The record is from RefSeq and is marked provisional. Gene Ontology annotation, biological process: signal transduction; adenylate cyclase-modulating G protein-coupled receptor signaling pathway; G protein-coupled receptor signaling pathway. Gene Ontology annotation, molecular function: guanyl nucleotide binding; metal ion binding; GTPase activity. NCBI's taxonomy places the organism in Eukaryota, Metazoa, Chordata, Actinopteri, Cypriniformes, Danionidae. Gene Ontology annotation, cellular component: heterotrimeric G-protein complex; membrane; photoreceptor inner segment.